AUGGAACUUGGUGUGACCAAGAUACUCCUCUUUGGGGACCAAACGGUGGAGAAGCUUCCAGCCAUCCGGCGACUGGUGAGCCAUGCCUCGUCCUCACGGCUCGUGCAGCGGUUUCUGCGAGAGGCUUGCGAUGCGGUACAGCUCGAAGUCGGCAAAUUGCCUGCGCACUCGGAGGAACGUCGCAACAUUGGGAACUUCGAUAGCAUUCUACGAUUAGCCGAAGACAACUCCCGACUGAAGGAGCCUAGCGAGAUCGUUGCGACCGUGUUGAUGAAUAUCGUCCGUAUAGGAGAGCUCCUACUAUACGCCGAGCAAGACGUUACGGUUCUCGCCUCGGAAAGUAGUCGCAACUGCAUUCUAGGAUUCAGCACUGGCGAGCUGGCUGCCGCCGUGGCUGCGGUCGCGCAGGACACCAACGAGCUCGUCGGGCUCGGAGUCGAGGCGACGCACAUUGUUUUUCGCAUGGCGCUGGAACUAUUCCACCGGUCUGUAAUGGUUGAUCGCACCAAUGGCCCCUGGGCAAGGACGGUGCUGGGUAUUUCGGCUGAUCGCGUGCGCAAAAUCCUGGUAGAGUUUCACGAGAGCCAUUCAAUUCCUCGCGUGCGACGGGCAUGUGUUGGUUUCCUUUCAGAUAGCUGGCUAACAGUCUUUGGCCCUCCGACGACGCUGCAACAACUUUUUGAAUGGUCAGCCGAGCUGGAAGACGCUCCGCAUAUCGAAACCGACGCCUGCAUGGGCGUACAUAUGGAGACGUUGCCGGAGCUUGAUCUGGGUCGGAUUCUUGGCUCAUCAGCAUGGCUAAACCGUGCCCCAGGGCGCACCACCACCAUCGUCUCCCCCUAUACGUGCCAGCCUCGGCGGCAGCAAACACUGCGAGGUCUCCUGGAGGAAAUAUUGAUGGAUGUUGGUCAGAGGACGUUGCACUUGGCGGCCGCCACCGAUGCGAUUCUGGACCUCGCUCGGACAGACAAGCUGCGUGUUGUUAUGCCCGGCUACACGAGCCAUGACGUCCAUCUCCUGAAAUCACUGCAAAGACGUGGCAUAGAGUAUUCGGUCAUGUCGCACGGUGACCACUUGGCAUCAAAGCCGGCCCGAGAGGGCUCAGGCCGUGUUGCCAUUGUUGGCAUGUCUGGCAGGUUCCCAGGGAGCAGCGAUGUUGACACCUUUUGGGAGGGGCUUUUGCAGGGCAAAAGACAUGUUCAAGAGAUUCCGAGUACUCGAUUUGACCUGGAACAAUGGUACGAUGCCACGGGGAAGCAAAAGAACUCGACAAUGGCACGGACAGGAGCUUUCCUCGACAGGCCAGGCAUGUUCGACAACCGGCUGUUCCACAUGUCACCCAGGGAAGCCAUGCAGACAGAUGUCCAGCACCGGCUGCUCAUGACAACCAGCUACGAGGCCUUGGAGAUGGCAGGAUACUUCCCCGACGGCACGCCCUCGACAAACAGGGACCGCGUUGGCUCCUACUUUGGCCAGACGACGGACGAUUGGCGAGAACUGGCCUUUCAACAAGGAGAAGACAUCUACUUCACCACCGGAAGCAACCGCGCCUUUGGACCGGGCAGGUUACAACACCAUUUUCAAUGGGGAGGUCCGUCUUACAGCGUUGACUCGGCUUGCUCCUCGAGCGUCGCAGCCGUCGGCCUGGCGUGCUCGGCGCUUCUCGGCCGCGAAUGCGACAUGGCCCUGGCUGGUGGAGGAUCCCUCCUUCUUUCGCCAUCGUGGUUCUCGGGCUUGAGCCGUGGUGGUUUCUUGUCCACUCACGGUGGUUGUCAGACAUUCCACGACGACGCCGACGGCUACGUCCGUGGAGAGGGUGUCGGAGUUGUUGUCCUCAAACGGUUGGAAGACGCGCUGGACGACCAAGACAACAUCCUGGGCGUUAUUCGCGGCUCUGGACGCAACUACAGCAGUGACGCUUCUUCCAUAAUGCACCCCUCUGUAAAAGCUCAGCAACAGCUGUAUCGCGACGUUCUGGAGAGCAGCGGCGUGGAUGCCAACAGCAUCUCGUACGUGGAGAUGCAUGGAACAGGUACGCAGGCCGGCGACUUUACCGAGAUGUCUUCCGUCUUGUCGGUAUUUGCGGAAAAGCGAGGCCCGGACAAUCCCCUCGUUGUCGGAGCCGUAAAGGCCAGUAUUGGCCAUGGGGAAGCAGCGGCCGGUGUUUGCGCUCUUAUCAAGACCUUGAUGAUGCUUCAGUCUCGUCGGAUCCCCCCUCAGCCCGAGCUCCCCGGUCCUGUCAACCAUCGCUUUCCCAACCUGGGAGCCCGCAAUGUACAUAUUGCGGCACGCAACAUGAGACUCGAGGCCAGUCCAGUGGCCGAGGGAACACUGCGCGUGUUCCUCAACAGCUUCGAUGCCUCGGGAGGAAACUCGUGCUUACUGCUCGAGGAAGCACCGCCACGGGCCGUAAAGGAUGCAGACCCUCGAUGCCAUCACGUCGUGACGCUCUCGGCCCGCUCCCAGAAGUCGCUCAUUGGCAUCAAGGAGAGGUACUUGGCCUAUCUACGCCGGAAUCCGGGCAUCAAGCUUGCCGAUUUGGUCUACACGACAAAUGCUCGACGCACGCAUGGACCGUUGCGGUAUGCCGUCGCUGCAUCCUCAGUGGACGAGGUCAUGCAAGGUGUAGAGGCGGACCUCACCCGGGGGGGGACACCAGGACAUGUUGGGGAAACACCAGCGGUGGUAUUCAUAUUCACAGGCCAGGGCUCCCAGUAUUCCGGCAUGGGGUCGCACCUGUGGAAGACGUGGGCCGCAUUCCGCAACAAGCUUCAUGACUAUCAAACCAUGGCCAGCGCGCAAGGGCUCCCCCAUUUCCUGGACCUCAUCACGGAGAACAGCGCAUCCUCGCAGCAGCCAGGUUCGGAUGCCGUGAAAGUGCAGUUGGCCAUCCUAUGCCUGGAGCUGGCGUUGGCCGAGCUUUGGCGAUCCUGGGGCGUCCGGCCCGCGACGGUCUUGGGCCACAGCCUAGGCGAAUACGCGGCCCUGUGUGUUGCCGGAGUGCUGACGGUGAGCGAUGCUAUCUACGUCGUGGCCAAGAGAGCGCAGAUCAUGGCCGAGGCUCUGACGCCACACAAGUACGGCAUGUUGGCCAUGAACCUGAGCGUUGAUGAUGCGCGGGAAGUGCUCUCCUCUGGGAAGCACGUCUCGUGUGCGGUGGCUUGCAUCAACGCCCCCAGGAUGACGGUGGUGAGCGGCCCGCGGUUGGAGCUAGAAGAGCUUCAGAAUCAGCUCAAGUCGGACGGAACGCGAUGCACUUACCUGCCUGUUCCCUACGGCUUCCACUCCAGCCAGCUGGAUCCAAUCUUGGCUCAGUUCGAGGCUGCCUGUCAGGGCGUCAACUUUUCCACGCCGCAUCUCCCCAUCGUCUCUUCGCUUUUGGCCACGUCGGUCCGGGGAGACGGGACAUUCUCCCCCGGCUAUCUGGCGCGGCAGGCGCGCGAACCUGUCGACUUUGUCGGAGCACUGGCCGCGGUGCAGGAGCAGAGGUUUCCCUCCCCGGUGUUCCUUGAGAUUGGGCCCGAUCCCGUGUGCUCGGGCCUCGUGAAUGCCUCGCUAGGUGCCGAUGGCACCAAAGUGCGCUGUCUGGCUUCUAUGCAUCGAGAAAAGGACAAUUGGGCCUCGAUAUCGUCGAGCUUGAGAGAUGUCUACGUGGCAGGCGUCGCCAUCGACUGGCCAGCCUAUCACCGCGAGUUCAAAUCCUCGGUAUCCUUGCUUGACCUUCCAAAGUACUCGUUCGAGGAGAAGGAGUUCUGGGCGCCGUUCCCUGGCCGAAGCUCAAGGGCCAUUGGAGAGGCCGAGGCCGACCAGGGCCAACCGCACGUCGUCAAACCGUCUGUACAGGGGUAUUUCACGACGACUCUGCAACGAGUCGUCAAGGAGACAGUCCAGUCCGACGGAUGCUCGGUCACGUUUACGUCGGAUCUGACAGACCAGGACUUGCGCACCGCUGUGCGAGGUCAUGUCGUGGCCGGCGCCGAGAUUUGCUCCAGCAGCAUUCUCCUGGACAUGGCACUCUCUGCGGCCCAGUAUGUCUAUGCAAAGCAGACCUCCGGCCAGAGCCUGCCGUUUCCACUGACGGUGCGUAACUGCUGCUUCCACCGGGCCGUUGUCUUUGCCGAGAAAGCCGCGCAGACGGUGGAAGUUAGUGUCAAUCUGGCCUCCUCGUCCAAGACUGCGGAUGUCCAGUACCGCUGCCGCACGUCGGGCGAGUCUUACGAGGUCGGGACCUGCCAAGUCGUCCCGGGGCCGGCGGGCAAACCGGCCCAAGCCGGGUUCCUCGCCCGGUCCCGGAUGGCGGCUCUCAAGGCGUCGGCAAGCCACCGGCUGGGCAGGCGCGCCGUCUACCGUCUAUUCGACAACAUUGUACGUUAUUCUGAAGAGUACAAGGGGCUGGACAAUGUCCACCUGUCCGAGGACAUGCAAGACGCCAUGGCGGAAAUCAACAUGGCACAGGCCUCGGCUGCAGGCGGCCAUUACCUCCACCACCCAUUUUUGCUCGACUCUAUUGUCCAUCUGUCCGGCUUCUUGCUGAACAACGGACUCCGCUACUCGGACGAAUGGGCUUGCCUCUGCACUGGUUUCGAGGAGUGGCACUUGCUCAAGCCGCUGGAUCCCGCCAACGUGUACACCGGGUAUACCUUUAUGGAAGAGUCCUCGUCGACGCGCAAUCUGGUCACUGGCGAUGUGUACGUCUAUCAUGGGGACGACUUGGUCUCGGUGCUGGCGGGCCUGCAAUUCCAAAAGAUGAAGAGGACGGCGCUCACCCAUCUGCUGCGUCCGCCAACGGUCCGCAACGCGGCCAACGAGGCAAGCUCAUAUGUGCCUGCGGCGCCCCAAACCAAAGCAAAGGCGUGGCCAGCUCAACCCAUCGCUACGAUUCAUCAGGUCAACAACGUAGCGGGCCCGGAGGUGCCUGCCCCUCCGACCCCGGCAAGCAUGAACGGUGGCGGGCAACCCGGCCUGGUCGAUGCGCUGUUUGCCAUCGUUGCACGCGAGGUUGGCGUUGAGCGGAGCGACUUGAACGGCGACAUGAGCCUGGAAGACUUGGGUGUCGACUCCCUGAUGGCCGUCGCAAUCAUUUCGGCCGUGCAACAAGAAACUGGCGUGGAAUUGCCGGCCGCCUUUUUCCUCGAUAACCCUACAACGACGGCAGUGACGGAGGCAGCAGGACGGUUGAGCGCCUGUUGCUAG
Molecule: messenger RNA, 5193 nt
Organism: Metarhizium album ARSEF 1941
Lineage: Eukaryota; Fungi; Ascomycota; Sordariomycetes; Hypocreales; Clavicipitaceae
Product: Beta-ketoacyl synthase
Exons: 6
Coding region: 1-5193 (1730 amino acids)
Biological process (GO): fatty acid biosynthetic process; secondary metabolite biosynthetic process
Molecular function (GO): fatty acid synthase activity; 3-oxoacyl-[acyl-carrier-protein] synthase activity; phosphopantetheine binding
Source: RefSeq, a predicted model, not a curated record